Oikopleura dioica is the source of this 234-nucleotide messenger RNA. The record is from the annotation of a GenBank genome assembly. Lineage: Eukaryota; Metazoa; Chordata; Appendicularia; Copelata; Oikopleuridae.
AUGGCUCAGAGCAUCGAUCUUACCGUUUCGACCGUCAUCGAGCACUACUUCUUUUUAAAAACGCCUCCAAGACCUCUCGAAUACCUUGGAGCUACGCUCAUAUUUUCGGCUGGAAUAAUGAUCCCGUUUGUGAAGGCUUGGAAAGCGACUUUUCCUGAUAAAGAGGACCAAAAGCCGCUUGUCCAAAGCAGAAAGCGUCUGAGCGAAACUCAUAACUCCGAAGAAGACGAUUAA